CCCCGCCCAUGGGCCGCCGGCCCCCGCCGCCCGCCCCGAGGACCGCGCCGAGGCGGGGAGCCGCCUGAAGGACCGCGCCGGCCGCGCCCGCAGGUCACCGCGUGUCAGCAUGGCGGCCGCAAACCUGGAGAACCAGCUGCACAGCGCGCAGAAGAACCUGCUGUUCCUGCAGCGGGAGCACGCGGGCACGCUCAAGGGCCUGCACGCCGAGAUCCGGCGGCUGCAGCAGCACUGCACAGAUUUAACGUACGAGCUGACCCUCAAAAGUUCGGAACAGACAGGGGACGGACGCAGCAGCAGCGAGCUGCAGAGACGCUGCGAGGACCUGGAGGCCCAGCUGCGGGCGAAGGAGCAGGAGCACGAGGAGCUGCUGCGCGAGCUGGAGCAGAGGAACGCGGCCAUCGCCGUGCUGGAGACCACCGUGCGGGAGCGCGAGAAGCGGUACCUGGAGGAGCUGAAGCUCAAGAGCCACAAGCUGAGCCUGCUGUCGGGGGAGCUGGAGCAGCGCGCGGGCACCAUCGCCUACCUGACCUCGCAGCUGCACGCCACCAAGCGCAAGCUGCUCAGCUCCAGCGGGACCUCGGACGGCAGCCCCGGCGGGAGCCCCGUGCUGGCCGGCUACAAGCCCGCGCCCCCCAGGGACAAGCUGCCCGACACGCCCCGCCGCCGCAUGAAGAAGAGCCUCUCCGCCCCCCUGCACCCCGAGUUUGACGAGGUCUACAGAUUCGGGGCCGAGAGCCGCAAACUCCUCCUGCGGGAACCGGUGGACGCCAUGCCCGACCCCACCCCGUUCCUGCUGGCCAGGGAGUCGGCCGAGGUCCACCUCAUCAAGGAGAGGCCCCUGGUCAUCCCCCCCAUCGCGUCCGACCGCCCCUCCGGCGAGAAGCACAAGGUGCACGUGGGCGUGGCCCACCGCAUCCACCACGUGGCCCCGCCGCAGGCGCAGCCCGAGGUGGAGACGCUGGCGGUGGACCAGGUGCGCGGGGGCGCGGCCGUCAGGAAGAACUCGGGGACGGACAGAACUGUGUGAGGCUGCCCGCCACCGCUGGCCACACUGUGAUCGCCGCUCCGAACGUCCACCCACGCCGUUUUGUUUAGUUUCCACGCAUGCCACACUCCUCAGACCCGCCACCAGACUUCCCCACCACCGGCUGUCACACCCACGUGCCCGUGUCCCGCUGCAGCUCCCGUUGUAGCCGCUGUGCCCAACGCCUGUGCCGCAUGGCCUGCUUCCCGCCCACCCCGUGUCCCCGCGCGUGGACAGCGGCCCGCAGGCUGCACGCUGCUCGGUGUCAACGCGGUCAGAUAGCCACUCCCAUGGAGACCCCGACAGCCUCUCCCGGGCCCUGGCGGCAGGCGUAUGUGUAUGUCACGGGAACUAAAUAAGAUGACGUUGCUUCUCAUAUCACCACUACCUGAAUGUGUGUUCAUAUUUUUUGUUAGUUUUAUCCAAAAUGUUCAAGAUCCCAACAAACUUUAUUUUCUAAACCUGC
Eptesicus fuscus (big brown bat) is the source of this 1493-nucleotide messenger RNA. RefSeq names its product coiled-coil domain containing 92 (gene CCDC92). The coding region runs from base 110 to 1030 and encodes 306 amino acids. Lineage: Eukaryota; Metazoa; Chordata; Mammalia; Chiroptera; Vespertilionidae. The record is from RefSeq and is a predicted model, not a curated record. Gene Ontology annotation, cellular component: centriole. The transcript has 4 exons.